GGGGGGGGGGAGUAGACGAAAGUCGACUCGUCAAGCGACAGUUUCAAAGUUGGUUGGCUGCGCGUGCGCGCAAAGGAGGAAGAAGCCUCCCGCGAGCGUGCGCGUGCACAGAGAUGCUUGAUGGCCACGUCCCCUUGGAGACACACACACGCGCGCAACACACACACUCACACACACAAACACGUGAUGGGCUUUAGUGCGCGGCUUUAGAAACACACGGAGGAGGAAGAAGAGGAGAGGCCGACGUACUCGAACACACAACAAUCUUCAUCGAGUUUUUUGACUCGAGUGACUUGCGAGAGAGAAAGCGAGAGAGAGAGAGGAAGAGGAGGGGGAGGAAGAGGAGGGGGAGGGAGGAAGAGCACCAGGAGGAGGAGGAGAAGCCGGAGUAAAGUUUGUCCAAGUUUGCACAUCCCUUCGGAAACGCCAUUUUGAUUCGUCUCCUCUUCGGAUCAACUUUGCAGCCUCUCUGCCGUCAUUGCCUUCAUCUUCUUCCUCCUCAUCGUCAUCCUCCUCAUCGUCAUCCUCGGCCGCCACGAUGUCUCGGCGAAAGCAGCCCAACCCCAACAAAGUCCAACUGUGAGCAGCGGUCGCGGAGCCGCAUCCCAAAGAAGCAAGUGAGCCUUUCUCUGAAGACAUGGAAAACGCCACAGAGGAACAGGAAAGGGGAGGAGUCAACUCAGUGAUGAACGGUGAAGAGGUGGAGCCAGUGGAGGAGAGUAACAUCAAUAACAUCAAAGAUGCACCUGAGGGCGCCAAGGAGGAGGACAAGAGCCCACAGAGCCUCCAGAACGGCGAUAGAGGCGUCGGCGGUGGAGGAGACUUGUCCUCCAUCAACGCCAUGAUGUCAGCAGUGAUGUCAGCGACAGGCAACAUUAACGGAGGAGGCGACACAGGAAGUGAUGUCACUCCGGGACCCUCGCCCAGCCCCUCCCCCAGCAAGGUGCCCACGCCGUUGUUAGCCACGAGGGCGCCGCCGGGCCGCAACAUACGACGCAGCCAGGACGCCAAAGACGAUCACGCCACCCACGUGUGCCCGCUUUGCGACAAGAGCUGCCAGUCGCAGCAUCAGCUCACCAUGCACAUCAGACAGCACAAUGCCGACGCGGGCGCGACGGACCACUCGUGCAGCAUAUGCGGCAAAUGUUUGAGCUCAGCGUCGUCGUUGGAUCGCCACAUGCUGGUGCACAGUGGCGAAAGGCCCUACAAGUGCAGCGUCUGUGCGCAGACCUUCACCACCAACGGCAACAUGCACAGACACAUGAAGAUCCAUGAGAAGGACCCCGCCAGCGGCCUCCUUGCUCUCAGCCCGCCGUCGCCCACCAAGCGCCGCCGUCCGUCUGUCAAGCGCCGCCAAGGCCUGGAAGACGAGGGCGCCGACGAGCCGCCCGCCAAGAAGGCAACUGAGGACGCGACCUUGGAGGAGGGGGCGUCACUGCCGCCACAGAUGACACACAAGACGGCGGUGGGCGUGCGGGCCGGUGAUGACCGCGGACCACUUCCUUGCCCCAUCUGCUUCAAGACCUGCAGCGGGAGACUCGAGCUGGACGCGCACAUGGACACGCACCCCGACACCACGCUCAGGUGCGACUUGUGUUGUCUCUCGUUCCGCACCCACCGCGGCCUGUUGCGUCACAAUGCGGGCGUCCACAAGCUCCUUCCCCAAGACCCCAGCGGCCGACCGUUCAUCCAGAACAAUCCGUCCAUCCCGGCCGGCUUCAACGACCUGGCUUUCGUCGACUUCUCCUGCAAGAAGUUUGCCCGGGUGGCGCAGGUGUGGUGCGAGACCAACCUCCGGCGCUGCAUCAGCAGCUUUCACCGCUUCGUGUGCGAGACCUGCGACAGGGCCUUCCCGCUGCGCUCAGCCCUGGAGCUCCACAAGAGUGUCACCCACUCAGAUGUCCCGGCCCAGGAAGCAGCUGGAGCCGUGCAAAACGGCCUCCGGGAAGGCGAGGACGACGCCCAGGACGUCCCGCUUUCACCGCAGUCCCACUUCAUGGAGGCGCUGGGACUCCAGCACGUUUCCAAGGUGAAGCGCAUUCCCACAGAGGACGAGAUCCACCAGGCGCACUUGGAAAGCAUCAAAGUGAUCCAUGUGGAGCCCCAGGAGCCCGCCUUUCCGUCGGGAGCUCCGACAGUGAGCUUGGGCGGGCUGACAACGCUGCGCCUCCCCCUGCUGGAGCAGUCGGGCGGCACCGCUGCCACCGCGUCCACGCUGCAGGGUCUAUCGCAGCGGGAAGCACUCAGCCUGCUGUCCCUGCAGCCCUUCCAAGCAGGCUUCCUCCUUCAGCCCGACGGCGCUGCUGCCACCGCUGCCGUCAAACCGGGCGAAGUGGGCGGCGUGGUGGAGCUUGCCGACAUCCAGCAGAUCCUCAAAGUGGCCGCUGCCGCGCCCAAUCAAAUGGGGCUGGGCUUCCCCGCGUUGGCCAAAGGGCCGGGCUUCGCUGCGGGUCGAGGUCAAGUCCAGACCCAAAAGGCCAUGCCGCCCCUGAAAGCCAAGCCCCCCGUCACACCGCGCUCCAGUUUGACUGUGAGCACGCCGCCUCCGCUGCAGAGCUCCCAGCGGGCGUCACUGGGCUGCAUCAGUCCUGGCCUGCCGCCACCCGCGCCAGCUCUCUUCAAGACGACCUCCUCGUCCUCCCCACCGGCCGCCGCCACCGCCGCGCACGAAGACGCGGGAGUCGGCGGGAAGAAAGCGGCGGGCAAAGCGGCAGGCGUGGUCAACGCCGAGGCCGGCUCCGCCAAAGGCUCCUUCCCGUGCCGCUUCUGCGAUCAGGUCUUCUCCUUUUCGGGCGUCCUGCAGGCUCACAUGCGCUUCCACCUGGGGAUCCUGCCCCACCAGUGCAACAUCUGCGACUACGUGGCGCCCGACAAAGCCACGCUCAUUCGCCACCUGCGCACCCACAGCGGCGAGCGGCCCUACAUCUGCCGUGUCUGUCAUUACCCCUUCACCGUCAAGGCCAACUGCGAGCGACACCUCCGCAAGAAACACGGCAAGACGUCCAGGAAGGACAUUGAGAAAAACAUCAAGUGCGUCUUCUCCGCCGCAUCCAACAACCUAAGCGCCGCCGCCGCUGCCGCCGCAGUCUCGGCCCUCCCGCCCUCCGACGUCGAGAUGGGACACAGCGCUGCUGACGCCACUUGCCGCUACUGCGGCGAGGACCUGAAGACGUACCGGGCCCUGCAGAUCCACCUGCGAACACACAACGGCUGCCAGAGGAAACCUUUUGAGUGUCGGCGCUGCGGCGCCGCUUUCCUGGCCAAGCGCAACUGCAUCCACCAUCUUCUCAAGCAGCACCCCGAAGUCCAGGAGCGCGAGAUCGAAGAGCACAUCGCCACCAUGCGGCCCGCCGCCGACGUCAACGCGGUUCUCUCCUCAGACGGGCCUGCUCGGAUCCAGCCGGUCAAGACUGAGGACGUAACCGCCUAUCAUCAAGAUCUCGACCAGCCCCUGGAUUUCUCGGCCAAAGGGCGCAGCGGCGCUCACACGGCGUCCGUGGGCAUCAAAGUGGAGAGUGCGUCCCCCACAUUGGAGCGCCCCACCCCGGACACGUCCCUGGAGCAGCCCAUGGACCUGUCCGUUCCCAGCAAACGACUUCGGCGAGAAGUGGCCGAGCGGCCUCAGAUCAAGACGGAGCAAAUGGGCUGCGACGCGGCCGACGAAGACAAGACGGUGGCCGCCUCGCCUCUGGGGGUCUACCGUUUCCCCCCUGACUCCACCCCUCCCCCUGCCCCCCGCCCACAACGCCUCAAGCCACUCCUACCCAAGCCCGCCUCCUCCGUCAAGGAGCUCCCCCCUCUGGCGUCCAUCGCGCAGAUCAUCCACUCGGUGUCCGCCGCCCCCGACCUGCUGAAGAGGGAGGCGGAGGCCAAACCUCAGCCGACGUCCGAAUCGCCCUCGGACCCUCCGGGCAACGCCGUCCUCCUGGAGUCGCCGGGUGAUGACAGUGCCAGGAAGAGGAACCGCAAAAAGAAUGGCAAGGAGGCGAGCGUGCUAGACGUGGACUUGGAGUCCAGCGGUGAGUUGGCCAGCGUGGAGAAGAUGCUCGCCAACACCGACGCCAACAAGUUCACCAACUUCCUGCAGACCGGUGCCAACCAACUCGCACCAAAGACUGCCCCCAGAGACGGCGAGCGAGCUGGAGGAGGCGCCGACAAGGAGGCGGGACCACGAGAGGAAGCCAAGACGGCGGCGUUGCUUCCUCAGUCCAAAGGCAAGAAGAACGCCUACUCCAACUCGGUGCAAAAGAUGACGUGCCCCUUCUGCCCUCGCGUCUUCCCGUGGGCCAGCUCGCUGCAGAGGCACAUGCUCACGCAUACCGGCCAGAAGCCGUUCCCGUGCCCGCGCUGCGACGCUUUCUUCUCCACCAAGUCCAACUGCGAGCGCCACCUGCUGCGGAAGCACGGUGUCACCAAUCGCACGCUAAGGCGCAAUGGCAUCUUUGCCAAGAAAGAAAGUGACGAGGGCUCGCACGAAAGUGCCGAGAGUCAGUCUGACGUCGAGCAGCUGGCCAGUGACUCGUCACCACUCGGCCACACACCUCCCGCCGCCCUCAAAGACACGCCCUCUGAGCAGAAGGAGGAAGAGCCCACGCCACUGAGCACCGCCCACAAGGCCAGCCCGGUCGAGUCGAGCCCUGAGCAAGGUCCUGAGCUUGCGCACCAGCAGGGAUCAGCAGAGACCUCGACUGAUGCAUCCAAGCAAGCUUCGCCCAGCACCAAGUGCGAUCACGACGACGACGAUGACUGUCACAGCAACAAAAGUUUGGACUUGAACUUUGGCUCCAAGCUGAUCGACUUCAAACUGUCAAACUCGGCCCCCGGUCCUGCCCCCACCCCGGGCUCCGCCCCUCAGGAAGAAGCCACCGCCGACCCCCCGGCGGACACAACGGACGCUCCUUCGGCCGCCGCCAAGCCUCAGCCGGAAUGGAAGCACAUCUGCCGAGUGUGCCGGAAAAGUUUUCGCUACGCCACCACUCUCGCUCGCCACGAGAGGGCGCACCUGAGCCUGGAGGCGCCCCACGAGGAGAAUCGAACCGCGGCGGCCACGGAGGUCGACGAGGAGAAACGCGAGGAGGAGCCCGAGAGCCAAGAGGACGAGGAGGAUGGCAGAGGAGCGGCGAGGCCCGGUGAAAGCGAUGCCCCGGAAAGUGAUUACGAUCUCGACGAGGACGACGGCGAGCGUACGGACGACGAGCGUGAUGACGCCAAAAGCCCAGAGGGCGGAGAAUCGGCCACUGCAGACGCCGCCACUGGCGUUGUGGACAAACGCAAGAAGAAGACGUGCGAUGUGUGCGCCAAACGAUUCUGGUCGCUGCAGGACCUCACCAGACACAUGCGGUCGCACACCGGUGAGCGGCCUUACCGCUGCGCCACGUGUGACCGCACGUUCACGCUCAAGCACAGCCUGGUUCGCCACCAGCGCAUCCACACCAAGACGCCCAGCGAGGACGGCGACAGGGACGCCCCCACGCCCGCCGAAGCCUGCCCGCCCUCCGAGACUGAGAGCGAGUGCGCCAAAGACUUGGAUGAGGCCCGAGCCUCCGAUCCGGAGCCCGUCGGAGGCGAGACCGCCGGAGGCGAGCGCGCCGGAGGUGAGCCCGCCGGAGGCGAGCCCGUCGGAGGCGAGCCCGUCCAGGCCACACCCGAGGAAACACCUGAACUUGGUGCCACACCCGAGGAAACACCUGAACUUGGUGCAACCCCUCUGGAGGACACGCCUCCCGGCCAAUCGGCCUCCGGCGCGGUGUCGGAUUCCAACGUUUCCAAAGAGCUCCCUGGCCAAGCUUUGUUUCAAGGCCUGUUGGAGCUCCGAGCCCCGCCGACUCUGGAUCACACGCUGGCCAAUGGAGAGCCUCCCCUGGUGGGCGUGGACUGAGCGUGUGCAAGACGCCGUAACAUUAACAAGUGCCUUACUACUCAUCUUUUUAUAGCUUUUUAACUUUGUUUUGUCAGCAAGAAGAUCAAGAUGGCCGACACGUGUCACGUGACACUUCUUGUAACUGGAAAAGAUGACGGACGGACAAACUGCCGCCGCCACACCUCAGCUUGUGUGCGAGGACUUCUCAGUUGACUUUUGUUGUUUGACUUUUUGGUGUUGGGUUUUUUUUUUUAGUCUGGAAGUGAACAAAUGAAAUUGUAGUUAGUUUGUUUUGUGUGUCUGUGCGCGUGAUCGAUCGCCCUGUGUCGUUGGCGCUAAUCCGGGUCCAAAUUACCUCAACACUGUCAAUCAUGUCUUCCUGUGCGCUAGCGAGUUGGCUGAUUGUUAGCCGGCACAACUGAGCGCAGCUAGCGCUUGUGCGUCCGCUCAUUCACUUUGGCUACGCUGGUCCGUUUCGUGCAAUUGGCCUCAGCGCACAAAAAGUGAUUAGCUUUAGCAUUUAGCUCGGCCUCGCCUCGGCUUCAUGAGGGUUAACACUACUUCUCCGCGGCCUUCUAACGCUGACCAGCGAGCGCUAACACAUCAGUAGAACACAACACGUGACAACUGUUAACUUAGCUCAGACUUGACAUUGCUAAUUGAGCAAAGCAGGCCAGGUAACAAGCUAAGACGGCAGGCUAAGCGAGUCUGCUAUAAGUAUUUACGUGUUUGCCACAAAACAGCGCUAACAAGACUUCUCCCCGGUAAAACAUUUGAGUCCACAUUAAUAAGCAUGACUUCUUCAAUUUCAAACUCUUUGUUUUGUAAGUGGCGUCUAAGACAAUCAAAUGCAUGUGGGGAGAAAAAAACUUUCUGGGAUGAAAGUUACUAACACUAGCAUGUGUCACUGGAUUCAACUUGACGUUUUGUUAAGUGGGGGUGGGGCUCUUUAGUACGUUUUGCCUCAAAAUGUCAUCAUGACUUCACUGCUCCAACUGGAUGGACACUACUAACUACUACUAGCCUUACUAUACUAGUACUACUACAGAGAGUACAUCUACUCUAAUAGUACUGCUUGCAUAUUUGGACAUGGUCAGCACUUGUUUUCAUUGCUGAGUGUCAGUCCAUCCAAAAGGUUUGCCAGUAGCAGCAGGCUAAUGCUAAUCCCCCCCCUCCAAAAAAACACAAAUGACUUAUGCGUGUGCUCAGCCGUGCGUAUCGUUUCUUAAAAGUAUUUAUUUGGCUCCCGGGUGUGCGCGCGUGUGCACGUGUGGAUGUUCUGCCGUGAAGCAAAGUCCAGUCGAGUCAAAUUAAAAAUGCCAAGUUGAGGUUUGAAAGUUUAUUCAAGUCAAUCAAAUGUGAGGCUGAAGAUUGGCAGGCGUACUUUGAAAGUGGUGUCAUCAAGUUGCAACGCGCACACGCAGCUGGCCGGGUUGCAGACGAGCAAUAGAAUAAUCCAAGGAGAAAAAAAAGCUUUAAUCAUCAAAUUGUUCUGUCAAACUGUGAACAUGAACAUUUAUUAUUAUUAUUUUAUGUUUUUUUUUCUCUUCUUCCGGGUGACUUUUUAGGAUAGAUUUUUUUGGGGGGGUUGCAUGUUUAAUCAAAUGUGCUUGAUGAUUUCUACACACACAUACACACGUCAUUAAUUAAACAAAUGAUGAUGCUCUCAGGGUUCUUCUCAAAUUGUUUUUGUUUUGCUUCCUGAGAUGCAAACUUUGAUUUCGGAGUUCAUGUCGACUGUCAAUCAAUCACGCCAGCACUUGACUGUGAACACACAUAUACACGCAACAAGUGGAAGAAGUCAUCAAUGAAAAGUCAAAAUAAAGGUUGAAAACGCCGCCGACGCCUUA
This is a messenger RNA of Syngnathus acus (greater pipefish), 7710 nucleotides long. RefSeq names its product ras responsive element binding protein 1a (gene rreb1a). The record is from RefSeq and is a predicted model, not a curated record. Bases 638 to 5878 code for a protein of 1746 amino acids. Gene Ontology annotation, biological process: regulation of transcription by RNA polymerase II. The transcript has 20 exons. Gene Ontology annotation, molecular function: DNA-binding transcription activator activity, RNA polymerase II-specific; RNA polymerase II cis-regulatory region sequence-specific DNA binding. NCBI's taxonomy places the organism in Eukaryota, Metazoa, Chordata, Actinopteri, Syngnathiformes, Syngnathidae. Gene Ontology annotation, cellular component: nucleus.